Messenger RNA from Anopheles moucheti, 1840 nucleotides. RefSeq names its product argininosuccinate lyase (gene Argl). Gene Ontology annotation, cellular component: cytosol. Gene Ontology annotation, molecular function: argininosuccinate lyase activity. The record is from RefSeq and is a predicted model, not a curated record. The transcript has 2 exons. Bases 58 to 1494 code for a protein of 478 amino acids. NCBI's taxonomy places the organism in Eukaryota, Metazoa, Arthropoda, Insecta, Diptera, Culicidae.
GCCUGGUGUAUAAACGUUCUAGUGGCGCAGUGAAAUUUAGUGUGUUUGGGCAGCAGGAUGAGCAGUCGUAACAAUCGCAUCGUGUCCGCCACCGAGCAGGUGCAGACCCCGUUCAAGCUGUGGGGUGGCCGUUACACCAAAGCCACCGAUCACGUCUUGUCGAAGGUGAACAAUUCGCUCACGGUGGACAAGCGACUCUACUCGGAAGACAUCGAUGGGAGUAUCGCGUACGCGAAGAGCCUGGCCGAGGCGGGCCUGCUCACGCAGAGCGAGUUUAAGGUGAUCGUGUACGGGCUGGACGCGAUACGGGAUGAGUGGAGCAAGGGUACGAUCAAGCUGUUGCCGCGCGACGAAGACGUCCACACGGUGAACGAGCGCCGGUUGUUCGAGAUUAUUGGACCACAGAUCGCGGGCAAGCUACACACAGGGCGCAGCCGCAACGAGCAGGUCGUCGUGGACAUGAAACUGUGGAUGCGAAAUGCCAUUGCCGAUCUGCAGCGGCUGCUGCUGGAGCUGGUGCGCGCCAUCAACGAUGUAGCCGAGCGUCACAUUGAGGUGCUGAUGCCGGGCUACACACACAUGCAGCGGGCCCAACCGGUCCGUUUCAGCCACUGGUUGCUGAGCUACGCGUUCUACUUCAAGGAAGAUUUCGACCGAUUCGAAGAGUUUGGCCGGCGCAUGAACGUGUUACCGUUGGGCAGCGGUGCACUGGCGGGCAAUCCGUUCAACAUCAACCGCCACAAGCUGGCGGUCGAUCUCGGGUUCGAUGGUGUGUCACACAACAGCAUGAACGUGGUGAGCGAUCGGGACUUUGUGGUGGAGUUCAACUUCCUGUGCACGCUGGUGGCAGUGCAUAUGAGCCGGAUGGCGGAGGACCUGAUCCUCUACUCGACCAAGGAGUACAACUUUAUCGAGCUGUCGGAGGAGUACACGACGGGCAGCAGCCUGAUGCCGCAGAAGCGCAACCCGGACAGCUUGGAGCUGAUACGCGGCAUUACGGGACCGGUGUUCGGCCAGCACUGUGCCAUCCUGAUGACGCUGAAGGGCUUACCGUCGACGUACAACAAGGAUCUGCAGUGUGACAAGAGCGGGAUGUUCGGGGUGUACGAUCAGAUGCAGAUGUGUCUGUUGCUGAUCGGUGGUAUCAUCCAAACGAUGCGCGUCGAUGAGGAUCGGUGUCUCAGCUCGCUCGGCUACGAGAUGCUCGCCACGGACAUGGCUUACUACCUCGUGCGCCGUGGCAUUCCAUUCCGGGAGGCCCAUCACAUCUCCGGCGAAGUCGUCGCCCACUCGGAAAAGGUAAAGAUCCCGAUCAACAAGCUAACGCUGGAGGAUCUGCAGGAGAUCAGUCCACACUUUGACGAAACGAUCAGCCGGAUCUGGAACUACGAGAACAGUGUGGAGCAGUACACGGUGGUCGGUGGGACAUCGCGCCUAUCAGUGCAGGAACAGAUCCGUGUGUUGCGUGCAUUCGUCGAUGGGCAUGUACAGUAGCGGUACCGUUUUGUGUGGUCAUUUUUUUAGUGUGUCCGUGUCUGAAGCGGUAAUGUUUUACUGUACGGAAUGGAACUCGUGAAACGCUCCUAUGGUGCUUUAUUCACCCUUUUAUCCUUAGUGAACGAUGUAGUGAAUAGGUCGUCGAUAAUAGCUAUACAUUUUUAUAUAUACAUACAUAACGAAAGUAGGCUACUUACUAUUAGUGAAUGUUCACAGUGCAUUUGAUGAGUGAACGCAGUUUUGUACACGGUGGAGCACCCACGCGUCACGGGUGGUGAGCUAGCUAGCGGCUCCAAGAUAACAGCUCAGUUAUCUAUUAAAUACAAAUAAAGCUGUGUACUUA